Phytophthora sojae is the source of this 204-nucleotide messenger RNA. RefSeq lists its product as hypothetical. Lineage: Eukaryota; Oomycota; Peronosporomycetes; Peronosporales; Peronosporaceae. Gene Ontology annotation, molecular function: protein dimerization activity. The record is from RefSeq and is a predicted model, not a curated record. The annotation marks the transcript as partial. The transcript has a single exon.
AAGAAGAGGAAGGCACCGAGGCGCUCGCAAUACGUGGCCGUCACCUACGUGCCGCCGACGUCCAACGAAUGCGAGCGCUUUUUUUCGGCGGCGAAGCUGGUGCUCACAGACGUGCGGAAGAGUCUCUCCCCCACCAUGCUCGAGAUGCUGAUGUGUCUGCAGUACAACCGCGACUUGUGGGACGUCAACACGGUGGAGCAGGUU